Molecule: messenger RNA, 8180 nt
Organism: Nerophis ophidion (straightnose pipefish)
Lineage: Eukaryota; Metazoa; Chordata; Actinopteri; Syngnathiformes; Syngnathidae
Product: ankyrin repeat domain-containing protein 26-like
Exons: 41
Coding region: 264-6722 (2152 amino acids)
Molecular function (GO): protein binding
Source: RefSeq, a predicted model, not a curated record
UUGCGCAUGCGCCCGAGCCUUUCCAUCGCUAAGACGACGCUUGUGGCGGUCUCCUAGGUCCAUAUGGAACAUUCCAUACAAACACACAUCAUUUAUACCCUCCGUGGACGCUAAAGUGGCUGAAAAUUCAUCGGCGUGACUAUUUAGCGUCGCUACAACAUGUCUUCCACCGGGGACAUUUUCCCCCGAGGUAAUCCGCUUUGGACGCCUUAUUUCGUCCGGGAUAUGAGAGCGAUUAAGUAGCAGUGCAUUGGGUUGGCGCCAUGAAGAAAUUAUUCAGUUUUUCCAAGAGGAAACAGUCCCCAUCGGGAACUCCCGACCCAGGGAACGUUCUCUCUGUCGGCUACGAAGUGAAAGAAAAGGACCUGGGAAAGUUGCACAAGGCUGCCUGGAAGGGAGAUGUGUCCAAGCUGGAGCAUCUUGUCAAAAACAAUGAUGUCAAUCAGGUCGAUAAGCAGAAUAGGACAGCACUACACAUUGCGUGUGCCAGUGGAAAUUAUGAGGUGGUAAAAUUCCUUGUGGAGAAAAAAGCCAAGCUCAACUUAAGUGACAAUCAAAACAGAACUCCCUUAAUGAAGGCAGUGCAAGGGCAGCAUGAUGUCAUUGUGAACAUCCUGCUGGAAAACCAUGCUGAGCCCAACCUGGUGGACAUGAAUGGCAACACAGCUUUACACUUAGCAUCAAGCAUCCCCUCCAUCUCCAUUGUUGAUAUCCUCCAGAAGUAUGACGCUGACAUCAACGUCCACAAUAAGGAGGGCCUUUCACCCCUGACGCUGUCAGUCCAAGAAGACUACCUGGAUGUGGCGGAGUUUCUGCUGAAGAAAGGCGCUGAUGUCAAUACUUUUGACAAAGACCAAAGGUCACCAUUAAUGAUCGCAGCUGGCAAUGGACAAAUCAGCAUGGUGCGAAUGCUGCUGCAGUUCGACGCAGAUAUUACACUUGAGGAUAGCAAAGGACAAUUAGCAGAGGACUACGCAGCGAUGGAAAGCCAUCAUCCUUGUGCCCUCCUCAUUGCCGAGCACUAUGCCAAAAGGAACCAGGGGGCCUCCCCAUCUCACCCAGGUCCAAGUAAAAAGAAGACGAAAGCAGAGGGGGGCAAUCCUUCCCGAGGCCUCAACACUGGUCUCUCUGUUGGAGGACCAGCCACGGACAAAGAUGAUUUCGAGGACAAUUCUCAGGCUGAGUCGCUAAGCCGUAUCUCCAAAAAAUGCGGCACUGAAGAAUGGGCUUCCUCUGAGGAUGACUGUGAAUCACUCAUAGUGGAAAAGACCCCACCAAAGAUGAACCUCAGGAAAAUGCUUGAAUCCCAACGAGGAAAAGCCUUUGCAGUGCUUGACAAAUCCGUGAGUGGUUCAGAAUCUGAGAGUGACAAUAGCGCCCCGAGAGUCGCAAGCAGUAAACCCCCAGUAGAACCCUCACCUCUUCCUUUCCUUUCCCAAGCCUCCCAGAUGACCUCUACCCCUCUCCCAACCUACUCAAAGGCACAAGAAUCCAGUGAUGCUGAGAGUAAGGAUAGCGACAAAGAAGAGGAUGGGGAGGAGGUGGAGGAAGAACAAGAACAGGAGGAGGAAGAGGAUUUAUCAGGUGAUGAGCCUGAAGAGAGCGGUGGUCUCCUGCAUGGUACGCCAGGUGUUCCUAAAGACAUGAAAAAAGUUUCGGGCCUAGAGAAGGAAGACGAAGAUUCUUGGGAUUCUGAGCAUGAAGACCACAGUGAAGACAAACUAAGCGUGAAAGCAGAGAAUCAAGAUGAGACACCUGACAUUGGAGACACAUUAGAAGAAGGUCUUCGUUCUCCUGCGGCCAAACAUAAAGACGACGAUAACGGGAGUGUUCAGAUGGUGGGUGGCACACAAAAAGAGAGUGAAAAUACCAAAUGGGGACUGCUUUUGAGCAAAUGUGAAGGAAAAUUCAACGAAAAGACAGCAGACUUGAUGGAAGAACUUGGUUUGGGAGACUUCGACUAUGCUGAAGAUGGGUCCGAGUGGGAUACAUCCAGCAAUGCCAGUAAGAGGAGUUUCCCAGGAUACACCGAGACACGCCCAGCUCCAAAGGAAGUCCCAGAAUGCAUCAGUAAGGAGGAAGAAGUGGGACCCAAAGCGGCCAUUACUACACUGAGGAAAGUUGGCACUGAUGAGAAACAGGCUCCUCAUCCCCAACCUCGUACAAAGAAAAUGGGGCUUCAAGAGAGCGACAAAUUAGACCGUUCAGCUUCACCAUGCAAUGAGGCCAAAAUCGACAAUCACCAACCUCAGGCAGCAGUUAUAGCAAACUUCCCUGUACUUUUAACAAGUGGCAGCAAACACCCAUUGCAGUCUGAUGAGCAGCAACAGCAGGAGAAAGAUGAUGUAUUAGAGUCCUGUGAUCCACACACAACUGCCUAUAUGGCUCCUGAUGGUGGAGACAACAGUAGCGAUGUUAGAAAUCAGAAGAGUGCAGAGGCGAGGUCUAAUGAUGUUGCUCUACUGGAGACGCAGAAUGAGAAUCUUUGGGAAGAAUUGGAGCAAAAGGAAGUUAAACCCACCUUCGGUAGAGCUGCUGACAGUUUAAAGGAGACCAAGGCUAACUUACCUGAAGAGUCAAGUGAUGAGGAGGACGGGAAGGUGAUUUUACGGCCCAAUGCUAGAGCAAGAAGGCUGGUUCGCCUCUCAGUGCCCAAACAUGAGGAGUCCGGAUCGCAAGAUUCAGAGGCUGCUGACAACUCCCAGAGCGAGGAGAAGAUGCCAGAAGAAGAACCCAUCCUCUGUGAGACACCACAAGCCCUCGCAGCAAAAGAACUCUCUAUUGCCAUAUCUGAUGGUGCCAGACAUGGACCGUGUCACAAUCUUAAUCCAGAAGAACCUGAGAGGAGCCGCACCACCUCUAAUAAGAACCCCAAAGAACUUCCCAAGUCUAAACAUUUAUGGCCCAGCAGACUUUCAGCAUCAUCCUUGGUUGUUUCUGAUGAAGACUCUAAAGAAGACAUGUUUAAGCACAGGGGUGAUGAGGACUGUCUGGAGGGACAUGAAGGAAAACUCCAAAAAGAGGUUGACCAAGUUACUUACAAGGCUGCUGUUUCAAUGAAGAACAUCAGUGAUUAUAGUGACACAGGCGGAAGAGCAUUAAAGGAACACUCCAAUAAGAAGCCUGAGACCAGCAGCAGCAGGCCUCUGGUGGAAUCACAACUCUCACUCAAAGCAGAAGAAAAGACCGUAGAGAAGACCUCGCUGCCAACAGCAGUUGGCAAGGCCUGUGGAACUCCUCAGACCGAAGCCAGACAGCUCUCUUUGUUUGAUGACAGCACUUUGAGUGACGUGACGGACGAUGAAGAAAGGUGCCAAACAGGAGAAGAGAAGAAAAAACAGAAUCUCAAAGAAGUGAAGGUGUCCGAAGAUAUGGAUGAGCUCAAUUCGUCGUCUGACAUGACCACGGAUGACUCUGACUUUUCCCAUUCAGGCCAUGGAUGUGGCUCCCUCUUCAUCCAGAACCUGGACUCAGUCACUACAGACUCCAGAAGUAUGGUGAAGCUGCAGAACAUUUUCCACAAAUAUGAGCGCUCCAUUCAGAAAGCCAAAAGCCGCCACGCUUACUUUGCGGACAAGGUGAGCCUCCUGGAAACCGAAAAGGUGCAGCUGAGAAGCUCGCUGGACGAGGUCAAGGAUGUUAAAUCUACCCUAGAGCGAAACCAGCUAGAGUUGCAGACCGAAGUUACAAACCUCAGGUUCCAGCUAAAACAGGAGCAGGAAAACAGCCGUAAUGCCAACAUGAUGUUCAGCACCACCGGGGAUAAGCUGAGGAGGACGGAGGAGCAGCGACAGUUGGAGGUUCAGGAGAAGCAGAAAGUGGAGCUCACUCUCAGGAACCUGGAAUUGGAGAUGCGAAUACUGCUCAACUUCAAGAAACAGCUAGAGGAGGACCAGAGUCAGACCCAGACGCUGUUGGCUCAGGAGCGCAGCGCACGGACCGUGCUGGAGAAUCUGCUCAACAGUCAUGUGCGCAAGAAGCAGGAGAUAGAAGAGGAGAACAAGAGGAACAUAAACAAGAGUAGUGAGGCCUUGUCUCAGCUCACAGAGGCCAGCGACAGAGAGCGUGAGCUGCUCCAGCAGAUUUCUAUAUUUAAGGAGCAGCUGAGCACCCUCAAAACAGACCUUGAAAAUUCCCAGGCCAGCAGCAGCAUCAAGCAGCGAGACCUUCAGGAGGAGAAUAAUGCCGUCAAGGAGCAACUGGACGAGGCUCGGCGAGCUCUCCGAGUCAACAAUGACACCCUGAACCAAACCAUCUUGGACUUCAACAACCAAAUGGCUGCCUUGAAGUCCGAGUUGACCAUGACUGCGAACCGCCUGGACAAUGAGCGCCAGACCCGUGAGACGAUGGCAGUGGAGUUGGAGUCAGUCCGCACCCGUCUGACCGUGGCUCUGCAGGAGGCAAAGCGUUGCAUGGCAGCUCAGUCAGACACAGAGAAAAGUCUACUCCGGGAGAAAGAAGAACAUCAUCGUCUUAAAGACAGGCUCUCAAGCGACACUUCCAGCCAGCAUGAGGCAGUCAGCAGCCUCUCUCAGAAGCUGGCAAAGGCAGAGGCGCGCGCAAACAGCACGGAGAACCAGGCCCAUCAGGCCACGAUGCAGCUGACGGAGAAAAACCUUGUGCUGAACACCAUGCAACGUGAAAAUGACCAGAUAGCUGCACGGGUCAAAGAGCUGGAGGCCGCUCUGCGCGCCGAAAAGGAGUUGGUGACGCGGGCCGCAGCGCGCCAAGAGGCCACACAGGAGCGCUUAGCCCAAGCCCAAAGUGAAGGCAUGUUGCUACGGCAACAGCUGGAAGAGGCCCAAAAUAAAGGUGUCGCAAAGGAUAAUGCGGUAACAGACGCCCAGAAAAGUUUCACUGACACUUUGUCCAAGCUUCGUUCCGACUGUGAGGAGAGGAUACACCUAGUGCAGGACAGGAAUCAGGACCUGGCCGCGAAGGCUGCCGAGCUUCGAGAACGCAUUCACCAAUUAGAGGAGGAGAAAAAUGAAAGAGAAGCUAAUCACAGACAGGUGCAGCAAGACUUGGCUGACUCGUUAAAGAAGCUGUCAAUGUGCGAAGCUUCUCUGGAGAUCAACACAAGAUACCGCAACGACUUGGAGGAAGAGAAGAAUCGGCUCCUCAAAGACGUGGACAAGCUUAAAGGAAAGCUGGAGGAAAGAGAGGGGCAGUGUUUACAAGCAGAGAGACAAACAAACGAGGUAAGGGUUCGUCUGGACGAAAGAGAGAAUGAACUUGGUGCCGCUGCUCAGAAGCAGCAGGAGGCGCUGUCUGCUGCCGCCGCCUCCGAUACCACUGUCAAACAGCUGGAAGAGGCCAUGCAAAGGCUGGAGAUCGAGAACGUCAGGCUAGAGGCUGCUGCAAAGCAACAGUCCAACAAACUGGAAGCACUUCAGAAAUGCUCUCAGGAGGAUGCAAAGGUCAGAGAUCAUCUGGAGGGUUUAGUAACAAACCUCCAAAGUAGUAAAAUGGCACUGGAAGACCAACUCAGUAAAGAGGUGCAGAAGCAAAGCGUACUAUCAAACAGCGCCCAAGACACUCAGGCCAUGUGGGAGGAUGAGCUGAAGAGCCGCUCUAAGCUAGGACUGCGUCUAGCCGAGCUUGAAAGGGAGAAAGGAGAACUGGGCAGCCAGGUGGAAAUAGAAAGGAAGAAAGCCAAGAAAGCAGCAGAGCAGAAGAACGCAGUCGACUCUCGUCUGGAACAAGAGAUGGAGAGAAACACGGCGCUUCAAAAGGAGAUGUACAGGAUACGAACUCUCCUGAAGACUGCUAAGAAGAUGCUGCGGGAUCAGGACAGAGGCGCAGGGGCUGACUUUUCCUCUCCAAUGAGCAGUCUCAAGAUGGAGCUGGGAAGACACAGCCGGGCGGAUAGAUCUUUUGAAGGGAGGAGGGAAAAAGUGAAUGACCUGCAGGGGGAGCUAAAGAGGGGCGCGUACCAAGGCCCCCACCUGGACAGGAGGCUGCUGGAAGAGGAGGUGCAAAACCUUAAACGCAGAGUUGAGUCCUCCCAGGUAGAGCAGAGGGAGAUAGAGCAAUAUCGCCAUGAGAUAGAGGAGAAGGCCCGACAGGAAAUAAAAGAGAAACUACAAGAAGUCAACCUCUUCUUGCAGUCCCAAGCGGCAACCCAGGAGGCAGAGAACCAGAUUAAAGCAGCCAAUGAAGCCAGCCUGUGCUUAAAGAUCCAAGAGCUAGAGAGUGAGCUGAACCGAACCAGAACCGUCCAACAUGACACGCUCAACCAGAGGGAGUCCACGCUCACAGAGCUGGAACGAUACAAAGAACUGUACCGAGAGGAGCAGAUGCUGCGCAAGUCCCUGUGUGCUGAUCUACAGAGUACAAACCACCAGCUCACAGAAGCCAGUUCCAGGUUGGUGAACGACCACAGCAGGGCUUUCAUCGCCUCCCCAGGACCACUAGGGGGCGUGGUUCCCCUAGUUUCACCAGCCAGCACAUUGGGGGCGCCAUACAAGGGCUUUGCCUCAAGACUGCUCAGCACUUCAGUGGCUGAAGGACAGAGCAGCAGUGUGGAGGACUAUUUGGCCCAGAUGCAGCGUCAGUUGGACAGAAGUAUAUCCAGAGAGCUAAACAAAGCCUCAGCGGAACUUGACGUCUCCUUGGCCCGUAUGUCUCCAGUGGGCUCUGCCUCCAGGGUGGAGUUGGAUCCUGUUAGCAGAGCAAAGCAGCAGUACUUGGAGGUCCUGAAGAAGAACCAUGAGAUCUGAAGAACCACUAGAGACAGUCUCCCAGCAGUAGAACCUGGAGGUAGACAACGAACAGCCACAUUUUACCGGCACAAGUUGACUGACCUCAAAGGGGGUUGUUUAUAUACGAGCACAAUGCACUUAAGCACUCAGGAAGUGAUCACACUGAUCGGCCACACUCGCAGAUACACUCACACAAUCUGAUGGAAUCCAUAAGUAUCAGUCAUUAAGAUAUUAGAUUGAAGAUGUAUCUAGUGGCUGAUCAGUGCAUAUACGCUGCAGUGUGUACACAUAUUCUGUAUUGCUUUAUGAAAGGGAUUCCUAGCACAUUUUUGUCACUAUUCCUGUUUAAUCAGCAACACACAGUAUUCAGGGGUUUCAUUUCUAAUUCUGCUUUGAUUCAUUGACCCCGAAGUUCCACUGAAUGCCGGCCGGCUUCACCGCUGGAGGGUGCCGCCAUCUAACCGUCUAACAAUCCCCGUCGCGGUUCUGUCUAGCAGAGAAAUAGUGCGGCCUUUUACGAGAUCUGGCAAAUCCGCGCAUAAUCAUUCGAUAAGGGAAGUCAGCGUUUCCCCUUAUGUAAUUGAAUGUAGCGCACCGCCACACCUUGAAAACAUUUUUUUUUUGUACUUGAAGACAAAAUAAAGUAAUAUAAUGUAUUGUAGCUCACAGAAGGAAUUACACAAAGUCAAACACUAUUUUUAACUUUUAUUACCAAUCUUAUGAUAAUAAACAGCACAGUUCCAACAGGGUUUACCUCCCGCGCAAACACUUCCCCCGACACAGAACAACACUUCCUCAUUCUCCGCCAAUCACCUUUCAGGCACGGACGGUGUGUUUGCAAACAUGGGAAAAAGUGUAAAAUACAAUCCGCCUUGCAAAUGCGGAAUUUUAUUUUGAAAAUAAACCUGAUACUAUAUUUUGUGUCCGUGCAUAACUUCCUGUCCAGCACUAGCAGAUUUUAGCUGAAUUGUACGGAUUUGUUGCGGCAUAUAUUUAGUGCUAGAAUGCGGAACGGCAUGUCUGUGACGUUUAGCGGGUGGUGGAAAUUGACGUAUUGACUUGAAUAAAAACGGAAAGAGCCACGACUGUACCACAUUCAGUGGAAAUCCGGGAUUCCUCAAUAUAUAUUUAACCAUGUUUGGGACGUGCCAUCAAAUGGUGAAAUAUUGUUUACGGUAAAUGUGCGUUUUUAAAGGUACUUGUGAAAGUGUUGUGUUUUUUUGUAAAAACUAAACGAAAAUGCUGGGUUUUCAGCUGAGACUUAAACUUUUAUACAUUUUUGCACGACUGUCCAACCACAUGUUGUCUAUGCUGCUGGCUAAUGGAUUGAAGUAAAAAAAAAUACUGAUUAUAAUAAUGAUAUGGGAAUAAAGCAUCAUUAAGCAUACUGUACAUCAACAGAAGCCUGUAAAUAAAACUGUAAAACCACAAUCUUGAACUGACAAAGCCAAUAAAAUUAUUAUUUCGGUAUACUCA